Wasmannia auropunctata (little fire ant) is the source of this 1624-nucleotide messenger RNA. Its product is annotated as ras-like protein 3. Gene Ontology annotation, molecular function: GTPase activity; GTP binding. The record is from RefSeq and is a predicted model, not a curated record. The coding region runs from base 337 to 1176 and encodes 279 amino acids. The transcript has 4 exons. NCBI's taxonomy places the organism in Eukaryota, Metazoa, Arthropoda, Insecta, Hymenoptera, Formicidae.
GAGGAUACCUCCCGGCACGGCACCGAAGUACCGGACAGAGCUGGUUCGCCCGCAUUGCCGUAUUCGUCUACCAGCGUGUCAGGUCUAUUCAGCGAGCCAUUUAGAGAACGUACUUUCGGGGUCGGAGUGUCCCAACGUCGACUUCACGGCUCGCGAGAGAGUUUCAAUUUCGACGGACGUCACUUUUGUCGGAGGAAUCAUCGCAGCCCCUACGUCGUCGUCGAAUUGGAGAACUGUUUUCCCGCGCUCGGCACGAAGUCGAUUUUCACCUGUUAAACGUGAUUUUCUCUCUUUCGCCUCCUCUUUCUUUCGACGUGACCUAUUUGCACAAAUCCCAUGGCACAAAUGAUGAAAGGGCGUCAUCAGUUUCGUCGUCGCUUCAGCCUACAACCUUCGGCGCACUUGAAAGAAGGACAAGAGGACGGAACGACGCCGAAGAAUGUCAGAAAUGAAAGACUGACGGAGUCCGACAGUGGUGGUGGAAAAUCGUCUGAGAGUUCUAUUCGACACAAAAUAGUGGUGAUGGGCGCAGCGAAAGUCGGCAAAUCAUCCAUUAUUCAUCAGUUCCUCUAUAGCACCUUCACCCCAAAAUACAAGCGGACCGUCGAGGAGAUGCACCACGGAGAUUUCAAUGUUUCCGGGAUCCAACUGACGCUGGACAUUCUCGAUACGUCCGGCUCAUACGAGUUCCCAGCAAUGAGAGAUCUCUCCAUCAAAUCAGCAGACGCCUUCGUUUUAGUUUACGAUGUGAACGACUCUAGUACGUUUCACGAAGUAAAAACCCUCCGAGCUCAGAUACUCAGCACGAAAGGAGCAAUUCCAAUUGUGGUCGUCGGCAAUAAAAUUGAUCUCGUAGAUCGGGAACAAGAGGUGGAGACCGAAAGCACGAGAGAGCUGGUAACUACAAAAUGGGAAAACGGAUUUGUGGAAGUGUCCGCAAAGGAAAACCUGAAUAUCUCUCAGGUAUUUAAGGAACUUCUUAUCCAAGCCAAGUUAAAGUACAAUUUGAGCCCGGCAUUACAACGUCGCCGUCGGCAAUCUUUGCCGCCUUCGCAGCAACAUCCGAACUCACGCAGCAGUAGUAGUACCCAUGUGCCGUCCCCAGCUCAGCUUCAACAUCUGCAACAAAUUCGCGAGCGCUCCGAUUCCAAAAGGAAUUCCUGUAUCCUGUCGUAAGAAGGGAUCGAGAACUCCUUGGUAUUACCGCGAAAAAUCUUACUUGAUGAUUCCAUCGAGUCGAUACCGAAUCAAUUGAUGUGUCCAGUCCCGCAAAGUUAUCCAAUUGUUACAUACGGCGGAUGAUGAAUUGACCUGAAUUUACUUACGAACUAUGGAUAUGAUAUAGACUUUGCAGGUUGUCGAUUACGCGGAAUUUGGAUAGUUCACGCAAAUCCGUGAAAAAUGUCUCGACAAUUCGGUAUUCGUCCAUAAAGUAUGAAUUACAAAACAUUUAAGCGAGACUACGAGAAUACGUGUAUUCAGAAAAAUAUUCAGGAAAACUUUACUCUCUCCUUCUCUCUUUGGUGUCAUUUCAUUUAUGGACCUUCUGUACAAGCAAUUAAACUUUAAUGAAGAACGCAAAAUGUGUGUUGUAUAUUAUAUAAAAAUAUAGAUAUUGGUAAAU